GUGCCUCAGCCAGCCGGCGUGAACUAAACAGAGCCCCAAGGUGUCUGCUGUGUCCAUUCCCUGCCUCCACAGCUCAGUCCCCAUAGCCCAGUCCCAGCUGGUCAGUCACUGCUAGGCUGGUUCCCCUGAGCCCUCCACUGACCCUGACUCUCCCCCUCCAGACCCCGGCUGAUCCACAGCCUGCCCCACACCAUGGUUGCAGGCAUGUUGAUGCCCCUGCCCCAGCUGAGGGCUAUCUAUGAGGUGCUACUGAGGGACGGGGUGCUGGUGGCCCAGGACACCCGCUGCCCUCACUCUCAGCACCCCGAGGUGCAUGGUGCCUCCAACCUGCAGGUGCUACGUGCACUGGGCUCCCUGCGUUCCCGCGGCCUGGUCCGCGAGACCUUCACCUGGAGGCAUCACUACUGGUACCUGACUGAGCAGGGCCUGGUCUUCCUACAGCAAUACCUCCACCUCCCACCUCACGUCAUACCAGCUCCCCUGCAGCCCACACCCAGGGCCAGGCCCCGAGGCCGGAUGCUGGGACCCCACCUCCCGCACCAGCCUGCAUCCCGUAACAGCCUCACCAGGCCUGCUGCCUCCCUCAGCCUGGUACGCACUCAGUCAACUCCCUCCUCCUCCUCCUCCUCCUCCUCCUCCUCCUCCUCCGCCCGGCAUGACAGCCAGGAAUAUCGGCCACUCAACCAUCUGAGAGAGAGAGGGUCCCCGCUGGGGCCGAGGCUCGACAGGACUCUGCCAGAUGAACGGGACAGAGUCCAGAAGAAAACAUUCACCAAAUGGGUCAACAAACACCUGAUGAAGCAUUGGAGAGUUGAGGCCCACCGCAGUAUCGAUGACCUGUAUGAAGAUCUGCGUGAUGGACAUAACUUGAUCUCGCUGCUUGAAGUUCUCUCAGGAGAUUCAUUGCCUCGAGAGAAGGGUCGAAUGAGGUUCCACAAACUGCAGAAUGUUGGUAUCGCCUUGGAGUAUCUGAAGCACCGGCAGGUCCGGCUGGUUAACAUCCGAAAUGAUGACAUUGCUGACGGGAACCCCAAACUCACACUGGGUCUGAUCUGGACCAUCAUCCUGCAUUUCCAGAUAUCGGACAUCCAGGUGUGCGGUCAGUCUGAUGACAUGACUGCCAAGGAAAAGCUGCUGCUGUGGUCCCAACGGAUGGUGGAGGGAUAUCGUGAUCUGCGUUGUGACAAUUUCACCAGCAGUUGGAGAGAUGGGAAAGUCUUCAACGCUGUCAUUCACCGUCACAGGCCAAUGCUGAUUGACAUGAACAAGGUUUACCGACAGAAGAACCAGGAGAACCUGGAGCAAGCCUUCAGUGUCGCCGAGAGGGAGUUCGGUGUCACCAGACUGCUGGACCCUGAAGAUGUGGACGUCCCCCAUCCCGAUGAGAAGUCAAUCAUCACCUACGUGUCGUCUUUGUACGAUGCUCUACCAAGGGUCCCCAGUGUGGAAUCAGGGGUCCGAGCCAACGAGAUUGAACUUCACUGGCAAGAAUAUUAUGAGCUGGUGACCUUGCUGCUACAGUGGAUCCGACACCACAUUACAAUGUUUGAGGAGAAGAGAUUCCCAGGGACGUAUGAGGAGAUGGAGGUUCUCUGGAGACAGUUCCUCAAGUUUAAAGAAUCCGAUUUGCCCAUUAAAGAGAUUGAGAAAAACAAGAGCAAAACUCUUUUCAAAUCCUUUGAGGCUGCUGUACAAGAGGGUCAGCUGAAAGUUCCUGCUGGUUACUAUCCCAUCGACGUGGAAAAGGAAUGGGGAAGGCUUCACGUGUCCAUCUUGGAGAGGGAGAGAAUUUUGCGCAGCGAGCUUGAGAGGUUGGAGAGAUUCCAGCGGAUCAUCCUGAAGAUUGAGCAGGACUCAAAUGUCUGUGAGGAACAGUUAAAACACGCGGACAGUCUCCUCAAAGCGGAUAUCCGCCUGGCGAACGCUGGGAAGGCUCCCACCAACACGGCGGUACUAGACCACGACCUGGACAAGGUGGACGGACUGAUCCGUAGCCUCUUUAACGACGUCCAGUCCCUGAAGGAUGGCCGGCACCCGCAGGCGGAGGCCAUGUACCGCAGGGUGUUCCGUCUCCACGAGUUCCUUGUGGCCACUCGCACUGACUACUCACUGCGAUUCCGCUCGGGGGUGCAAACGGCUAUUCAGCUCCCCAGCGUUUCCACAGCAAAGGCGGGUCUGGCUGUAGACGGAGCUGCCCUCCAGUAUAUCCAGGACCUGCUGCUGUGGGUGGAGGAGAACCAGCGAAAUCUCGAUGUGUCUGAGUGGGGCGUGGACCUGCCCACCGUGCAGUCUAAUCUCGGCAGCCACCGCGGCCUGCACCAGUCCAUCGAGGAGUUCCGACCCAAAAUAGAGAGGGCGCGGGCCGAUGAGGCUCACCUCUCGGCUGCGAGCCACGCUGCGUAUUGUGACUAUCUGAGUAAACUGGACCUUCAGUACGCCAAGCUGCUGAACUCCUCCAAGUCACGCCUGCGUCACCUCGAGAGCCUCAACACCUUUGUUUCCAUGGCGACCAAGGAGUUGAUGUGGCUCAACGACAAGGAGGAGGAGGAGGUGAAGUACGACUGGAGUGAGCGUAACACCAACAUUGCUGCCAAGAAGGACAACUACUCGGGCCUGAUGAAGGAGCUGGAGUCCAGGGAGAGGAAGGUGAGCUCCAUCCAAAACACGGGAGAGAAGCUGCUGAGAGAUGGACAUCCGGCCAAGCAAACAAUCGAUGCUUUUAUGGCAGCUCUGCAGACGCAGUGGAGUUGGAUACUGCAGCUAUGCUGCUGCAUUGAGGCUCACCUCAAGGAGAACACCGCCUACUUCCAGUAUUUUGCAGAUGUGAAGGAUGCAGAGAAUUUCCUAAGGAAGCUUCAGGAGACAAUGAAGAAGAAGUACAUGUGUGAUCGAUCCCAAACAGUGACCCGUCUCGAGGACCUGCUGCAGGAUUCCAUCAGUGAGAAGGAGCAACUCUCAGAUUACAGAGCCCACCUGAACGGCCUGAGCAAAAGGGCAAAGACCAUCAUCCAGCUGAAGCCUCGUAACCCAGGACAUCCUCUGAAGGGAAAGCUGAUGGUCCAGGCAGUUUGUGACUACAAGCAAAUGGAGAUUACAGUGAAUAAAGGAGAUGAGUAUGUCCUCAUCAACAACAGCCAAGCAUCAAAGUGGAAGGUGGUGAGUGGGUCAGGCAGCGAAGCUCUUGUUCCGUCCGUCUGCUUCAUGGUGCCCCCCACAAACAAAGAGGCCCUGGAUGCAGUGAGCAGGCUGGAAAGCACACACCAGACCCUGGUGAGCGAGUGGCACAGGCUGCACACCGACAUGCAGAGCCUCCUGCCCUGGCUGUACCUGAACCGUGACAUGCAGCUGGUGCGAUCGUGGACUCUGCUGGUGUUUCGAAGUCUGGACCCUGAGGAGUACAAACGCCUGCUCUCCACCCUCGACAUGCACUACCAGGACUUCCUGCGGCUGAGUCAGGACUCACACAUGUUCGGACCAGACGACAGGCUCCAGAUUGAGAGGGAGUACAAACUGACGACGCAACAUUAUGAGAAGCUGCUCCGGAGCCUCGAGAAAGGUGAGGAAGUUGAGCAGAGCUGUAAGAAGUUUGUGACGCAGCUGAAAGAUAUUCGCCUGCAGCUGGAGCGUUGUGAAGAUCGAACAGUGCACAAGAUCAGGCAGCCACUGGACCGAGAGCCCCUGCGCGACUGCACACAGCGGAUGAUUGAACAGCGGAAGAUCCACUCGGAACUGGCUGGGAUUAAAACGAACCUGGACUCUGUAACGGAGAAGACUGAGAAGGUACUGUCUGCGCCUGAGCAUCUGAGCAGUGCCCCUGUGCUCCGUUCUGAGCUGGACCUCACUCUGCAGAAGAUGGAUCGAGUCUACAGCCUGUCCUCGGUGUACCUGGAGAAAUUGAAGACUAUUGAGGUGGUCAUCCGCAGUACGCAGGAGGCUGAAGAGCUGGUGAAAAAAUAUGAAAGGCAGCUGCGAGAGGUGAACAGUGUUCCUGCUGAUACCAAGUCACUGGAGGUCCACACACGUCAGCUGAAGGGAAUGCGGACUGAGGUGGAAGGUCACCAGCCGCUCUUCAAUAACCUGGAAGGUGAGCUGGGGAAAGCGAAGGCAGUGAGCGAGCAGAUGAUGCGCAGCCACAGUGAGCGAGAUGUGGACCUUGAUCGAUACCGCGAAUGUAUACAGCAGCUCCUGGAGCACUGGAAUGGGAUCCAGACUCAGAUCGACAGCCGCUCACGGGAGCUGGAGCAGCUCGGACGCCAGCUGACCUACUACCGCCAGGCUCACGACUGGCUGAUCGACUGGAUCCAGAGCGCCAAGGCACGUCAGGAGAAAAUCCAGGCUGUACCCAUUCGAGACAGCAGUGGCCUGAAGCAGCAGCUGCAGCAGGAGGAGAAAAUUCUGCAGGAGGUGGAGAAAAACCGAGGGAAAGUGGAAGAGUGCGAGAAAUUUGCCAAGCAGUACAUUGAUGCCAUCAAGGAUUAUGAACUCCAGCUCGUGACCUACAAGGUUCAGAGUGAGCCAGUGGCAUCUCCUGUGAAGAAGCAGAAAAUGGUGUCUGCAUCUGACAGCGUAAUUCAGGAGGUUGUGGAUCUACGGACGCGCUACAUCGAGCUGAUGACUCUCUCCAGCCAGUAUCUCAAGUUCAUCACUGUCAACCUUCACAGACUUGAAAGCGAGGAGAAAGCUGCAGAGAAGUUGAAGGAGGAGGAACGCAGACGGCUGGAGGAGGUCGAGGCUCAGUUGGAGAGCCAGAAGCAGCUGGCUGCAGCACAUGCCAAGGCCAAAGCCGAGGCCGAGAAGGCAGCCAAAGAACUGCAGCAGAGGAUCGAGGAGGAGGUCACGCGAAGGGAGGCGGUGGCGGUGGAUGCCGAACAGCAAAAGCAGAAUGUGCAGCAAGAGUUCCAGCAACUCAAGAGCUCCUCCGAGAUGGAGAUCAAGAAAAAGACCAAGAUGGUGGAGGAGGUGCUCCUGAGCCGCACCAAGAUUGAGGAGGAGAUUCGGAUCAUCCAUCUCCAGCUGGAGACGGCACAGAAGCAGAAAGUAGCUGCGGAAUCCGAGCUCCAGCAACUGAAGACCCGUGCUGAUGAGGCGGACAGGCAGAAGAAGCUAGCGCACGAUGAGGCAGAAAGGCUUCGGCGGCAAGUCAAGGACGAAGCGCAGAAGAAGAAGCAGGCCGAGGAGGAACUGAAGCUGAAGAUCCAGGCAGAGCAGGAUGCAGCUCGGGAGAAACAAAAGGCUUUGGAGGACUUGAAGCAUUUCAAGAACCUGGCCGAGGAAGUAGAGAGGAAGAUGAAGCAGGCAGAGCUGGAGAAACAAAAGCAGCUGCAGGUCGCCCAGGAAGUGGCCCAGAAAAGUGCUGCUGCAGAACUCCAGAGCAAACGCAUGUCAUUUGAACAGAAAACCAUGCAGCUGGAGAUCUCUCUCAAGCAGGAGCACCUGACUGUUACCCAGCUACAGGAGGAGGCAGCCAGGUUAAAGAAACAACAAGAAGAAGCAGAGAAUUCCAAGAAGGAGGCAGAAAAGGAGCUGGAGAAAUGGCGGCAGAAGGCCAACGAGGCUCUUCGACUGAGGCUCCAGGCAGAGGAAGUAGCUCACAAGAAGACACUGGCUCAGGAGGAGGCUGAGAAACAGAAAGGGGAGGCAGAUCGGGAGGCAAGGCGCAGAGCAAAGAUGGAGGAGUCAGCCUUGCGACAGAAGGAGAUGGCAGAGCAAGAGCUGGAAAAACAGCGGAAUCUGGCGGACGAGACAGCUGAGCAGAAGCUAGCGGCUGAGCAGGAGCUGAUCCGGUUACGGGCAAAGACAGAGAGUGGUGAACAGCAGAGAUUGCUCCUGGAGGAGGAGCUAUACCGGCUGAAGAAUGAGGUGAACGAAGUUCUUCGUCAGAGGAAGCUUCUAGAGGAAGAGCUGGCCAGGGUCAAGACGGAGAUGGAGGCUCUGCUGCUGCUUAAGGCAAAGACUGAGGAGGAGACGAGGUCCAACUCAGAGAAGACCAAACAGAUUCUGGAGAAGGAGGCUGAGAAAAUGAAGCAACUGGCAGAUGAAGCAGCCAGAUUGCGGGCAGAUGCAGAUGAGGCCAAACGCCAGAGGCAGUUGGCUGAGGAUGAAGCAGCCCACCAGAGGAGUGAGGCUGACCGCAUCCUGAAGGAGAAGCUGGCAGCCAUUAAUGAAGGCACCCGUCUGAAGACAGAGGCAGAGAUGGCUCUAAAAGAGAAGGAGGCUGAGAAUGAGCGCUUGCGGCGAUUGGCUGAAGACGAGGCCUUCCAACGGAAGCUUCUGGAAGAACAAGCCACACAGCACAAGCAAGAUAUUGAGGAAAGAAUCUUACAACUGAGGAAGAACUCUGACCUUGAGCUGGAGCGGCAGAAGCUUAUUGUGGAGGAGACGUUGAAACACAGAAGAAUUAUUGAGGAGGAGAUUCGGAUCCUCAAACUGAACUUUGAGAAAGCCUCUGAGGGCAAAUCCGAUCUGGAGAUCGAGCUGUCUAAACUGAAGAAGGUUGCUGAGGAGACACAACAUAGCAAGCAGGAGGCUGAGAAAGAGGCCGAGAGGCAGCGAGAAAUGGCCAUGCAGGAGGAAAAGAAGAGGCAGGAGGCCGAAAGAAAAGUGAAAGAGAUCCUUGCUGCAGAGGAGGAAGCUGCACGGCAGCGUCAGGCGGCCCUGGAUGAAGUGGAGCGUCUGAAGAGGAAGUCAGAGGAAGCCUGGAAGCAGAAGGAGCUGUCGGAGCGGGAGGCAGAGAAGCAGAUUAGCUUGGCCCAGGAGGCUGCACAGAAGCGGAUCGUGGCCGAGGAGAAAGCUCACCUGGCGAUGGUGCAGCAGAAGGAGGAGGAGCUGUUGCAGAGCAGGAUUCAGGAGCAAACGGUGGUGAGCAACUUGAAGGAGCAGGCAGAGCGAGCAAAGCAGCUGGCUGAGGAGGCCGAGCAGGCCCGUCUGAAGGCAGAGCAAGAAGCUGCCUUCUGCCGCCAGCAGGCCGAGGAGGCCGAACGUCUGAAGCUGCAAGCGGAGAGGGAGGCUGGAGAGAAGGCCAGAGCACAGCAGGAUGCUGAGAAGUUGAGGAAGGAAGCGGAGAUGGAAGCAGUUAAGAGGAUGCAGGCUGAGCAGGCAGCACUGAGGCAGAAGCAAGCUGCCGACAUGGACAUGGAGAAGCACAAGAAGUUUGCGGAGCAGACCCUGAGGCAGAAGGCAAACAUUGAGCAGGAGCUGGCUAAGGUCAAGUUUCAGCUGGACGAGACCGACCACCAGAAGGAAGUGCUGGAUGAGGAGCUGCAGCGUCUCAAGUCAGAGGUGACAGAGGCCCUGAAGCAGAAGAACCAAGCAGAGGGGGAGCUCUUCAAGGUCAAAAUCCAGAUGGAGGAACUGAUGAAACUGAAGAGCAGGAUUGAGGAGGAGAACAAGAUGCUGGUGCUAAAAGACAAAGACAAUACGCAGAAGCACCUUGCUGAGGAAGCUGAGAAGAUGAAGCAGCUGGCAGAGGAAGCAGCCAGGCUAAGCGUGGAGGCUCAGGAGACUGCCCGUCAGAGGAAACUGGCUGAAGAAGACCUGGCCCAGCAGCGUGCUCUUGCAGAGAAGAUGCUGAAAGAGAAGAUGCAGGCCAUUCAGGAGGCAAGCAGGCUGAGAGCCGAGGCUGAAGUGCUGCAAAAGCAGAGAGACCAGGCUCAGGAGGAAGCCAAGAAACUCUCUGAAGCCAAGCAGGAGAUGCAGCAACGUCGAGAUGAGGAGGCAGAGGAGUUCCAGAAGGCGUUGCUCACUGAGCGCAGGCGGCAAGAGGAGAUCAGUGAAGAAGCACAACAGCUGAAGGCUUUGGUCUCGGAAAUGACGGAGGCCCAAGCAAAAGCAGAGCGGGAAGCCCAGAAGUUCAAAGAUGAGGCAAUGCAGAUCAGCUUGAAGCUUCGUGAAACUGAGCAGAGCAGCAAAGAAAAGAACAGCAUUCUAGAGCAACUGGAAGUACAGUGGAAGCAGAGCAAGACGGAGGCCAGUGAACUGCAAGCAGCCAUCGCUGAGCUGGAGAGUGAGAAGGAGAAAUUGAGGAAAGAAGCAGAGUUGCUGCAGUUAAAAACCAAAGAGAUGGAGGCAGGAAAAAAGAAAGAAAUCGUCCAGACAACUCAGGCCCUUCAACAAACUUUCUUGACUGAGAAGGAGGUGUUAAUCAAAAAAGAAAAGAUGAUUGAAGCUGAGAAGGAGAAGUUAGAACGGCUGUAUGAAGAUGAGCUGGAGAAAUCAAAGUCUCUGAAGGGCGAACAAAUGAAGGAAAUGAAGAGACUGGAGGAAGAUAAAGUCCACCUUCAGGCCAGUAUGGAAGAAGCCCUGAGGAAACAGCAAGAGGCUGAAAAGCAGGUCCACGAAAAGCAGAGAGAACUUCAGGAAAUGGAAAAGAGGAGACUGGAGAAAGAGAAACAGCUAGCUGAUGAGAAUCAGGCUCUGAGAGAAAAGCUGGAGCAACUGAAAGCUCAGAAGCUUGAAGCUAUUGCCAAAGACACAGCAAUGGUGCAAGCCCCACUUGGGGCGAUUUCAAAUGGUAGAGAUGUGGUGGACUCCGUCUCAGAGAGUUCCAGGGCCGAGCUCACUUUCAGUGGCCUUCGGCAGCCAGUGCCAGCUGCUCGGUUACAGCAGGCUGGCAUCCUCAGCAAGAAGCAGCUAGACAAACUGAAGAAAGGCUCAGUCACGGUACAGGAGCUCUCACAAAAGGAGAGUGUUCAGGACUACCUCGAGGGAAAGAGCUGUGUUGCAGGACUGGUCAUUGAACCCUCAAAGGAGAAAAUGAGCAUUUACCAUGCAAUGAAAAAGAAUCAAUUAAAGCCCACAACAGCCACAGUAUUACUUGAGGCUCAGGCGGCAACAGGCUUCAUUAUUGACCCAAUAAAAAACAGGAAGCUGCCUGUAAAUGAGGCAAUCAGGGAAGGGCUGGUGGGUCCAGAGCUCCAGGAGAAACUACUUUCUGCAGAGAGGGCCGUGACUGGUUACAGGGAUCCCUACACAGGCAACCAAAUCUCAUUGUUUGAAGCAAUGCAAAAGGACUUGAUCUCUUCAAGCUAUGCAAUCCGCUUGCUGCAGGCACAAGUUGCCACCGGUGGUAUCAUUGACCCAGUCAAUAGCCACCGCCUUCCCCUGACCCAGGCCUGUAAACAGGGUGUAUUUAAUGAGGACAUGAACGAGAUAGUUUCAGGUGAUAGUGAUGAUGCCAAGGCAUUCUUUGACCCGAACACACAGGAGAACAUAACGUACAUUCAGCUGCUGGACAGAUGUCUGAAGGAUCCAGGAUCUGGCCUUUGCCUCUUACCAUUGACCAAGGCAGCAGAAACAAGAAAGGGAGGGUAUACUAUGGAACAGAUACAGGACAUCUUCAACACAGCCAUUGUGUCUGUGCCAUAUGGGAUCUAUUCGGGGAAAACCAUCACUAUUUGGGAAUUGAUCAAUUCUGAGUACUUCACAGAAGAUCAACGUCGAGAUCUAAUCCGACAAUACAGGUCAGGAAAAGUCACCAUUGAACAUAUCAUUAAAUUCAUCAUCACCACCGUCGAUGAAACUGAGACUAAGAAGCAGCUCCUCUUCACUGGGCUCAGGAACAAGGUUCCAGCCAGCGAGUUGUUGGAAUCAAAGGUCAUUGACAAGAAGACAUUUGAUGAACUGGAGAGAGGGAAGGUAACACCAGAAGAUGUGAGCAUGUUGGAGUCAGUGAGGAAAUAUCUUCAGGGCUCAGACAGUAUUGCUGGAGUGUUUGUGGAGCCUACUCAAGAAAAAAUGAGUUUCUACCAAGCAAUGAAGAAGAAUCUGUUGAGACCAAAGACAGCAGAGAUCUUAUUGGAAGCUCAGGCAGCGACAGGGUUCCUCAUUGACCCCGUCAAGAAUCUAGUCCUCACCGUUGAUGAUGCAGUGAAGGAAGCUCUUGUUGGACCAGAGCUCCAUGAAAAGCUUCUUGCCGCAGAGAAGGCAGUAACAGGGUACAGUGACCCCUACACUGGGCACAAGAUCUCCUUAUUUGAAGCAAUGAGAAAGGACCUUGUUCCCAAAGAAUAUGGAAUGCAGCUCUUGCAGGCACAGGUGGCAUCUGGUGGCAUCAUUGAUCCCAGAACCAGCCACCGACUGCCAGCUGAUGUGGCCUACCAGCGGGGAAUGUUUGAUGAGGGCAUGAACAGGAUUGUGUCCACUCCGAGUGAUGAUACAAGAGGCUUCAUUGAACCAAAUACAGAUGAACGAGUCACCUACCAGCAGCUGAAGGAGAAGUGCAGGAAAGACCCUCAGACAUCACUUUGUCUGUUACCUCUGACAGAAGAAGCAAUGAAGCGAGUGGAUGUCCACCCUGAGGAGGUAACCAAGGACAUUUUCCAAAAGGCUGUAGUGAGUGUCCCAUCUGGGAGGUUCUCUGGAAAAACCAUUACCAUUUGGGAAUUGAUCAAUUCAGAAUAUCUCACCGAAGAUCAAAGGCAAGAUUUAAUCUGGCAAUACAGGUCAGGAAAAGUCACCAUUGAACAUAUCAUUAAAUUCAUCAUCACCACCAUCGAUGAAAUUGAGACCAAGAAGCAGCUCCUCUUCACUGGGCUCAGGGACAAAGUUCCAGCCAGCGAGUUGUUGGAAUCAAAGAUCAUUGACAAAAAGACCUUUAGUGAACUGGAGAAAGGGAAAGUAACACCAGAAGAUGUGAGUAAAUUGGAGUCGGUAAGGAAGUACCUUCAGAGCUCGGACAGUAUCGCUGGAGUGUUUGUAGAGCCCACCAAAGAGAAGAUGAGCUUCUAUCAAGCAAUGAAGAAGAAUCUGCUGAGACCAAGGCUAGCGGAGAUCUUACUGGAAGCUCAGGCAGGGACAGGUUUCCUCAUUGACCCUGUGAAGAAUCGCACACUCACCGUCGAUGAUGCAGUGAAAGAUGGCCUCAUUGGACCAGAACUCCACGAGAAACUUCUGGCUGCAGAGAAAGCAGUAAUGGGAUAUACUGACCCCUAUACUGGGCGCAAGAUUUCCUUAUUUGAAGCAAUGAGAAAGGAACUUGUUCCCAAAGAACAUGCAAUGCAGCUCCUGCAGGCACAGGUGGCAUCUGGUGGCAUCAUUGAUCCCAGAACCAGCCAUCGGCUGCCAGUUGAUGUGGCCUACAAGCGAGGAAUGUUUGAUGAGGACAUGAACACGUUUCUGUCUACUCCGAGUGAUGUGACGAGAGGUUUCUAUGACCCAAACGUAGACGAACGGGUCACCUAUCAGCAGCUGAAGGAGAAGUGCAGAAAGGAUGACACUUCCGGUCUGCUUUUGCUUCCCUUGAGUGAAAAAGCAGUAACAUCCAAAACUGUCUACGAUGAAGAGCAGACAAGAGAUACUUUUGGCAAGACAACAGUAUCUGUUCCAGCUGGCAUUUUCUCUGGGAAAACCAUCAGCAUCUUAGAGCUGAUUAACUCAGAAUAUUUUACAGAGGAACAAAGGAAGGAUUUGAUCCGACAGUAUAGGUCAGGGAAGGUCACGGUAGAGAAGAUUAUCAAAAUUGUUAUCACGGUGAUUGAAGAGAAAGAAGCAAAGAAAAAACCACUUCUCCUCUUCACUGGGCUCAGGAACAAGGUUCCAGCCAGUGAAUUGUUGGAAUCAAAGAUCAUUGACAAGAAAACAUUUGAUGAACUGGAGAGAGGAAAGGUAACACCAGAAAAUGUGAGCAAGUUGGAGUCGGUGAGCAAGUAUCUUCGGGGCUCAGACAGUAUUGCUGGUGUGUUUGUAGAGCCCACCCAAGAGAAAAUGAGUUUCUACCAAGCAAUGAAAAACAAUUUGUUGAGACCAAGGAUAGCAGAGAUCUUACUGGAAGCUCAGGCAGCGGCAGGAUUUCUCAUUGAUCCUGUGAAGAAUCUCACCCUCACUGUUGAUGACGCAGUGAAGGAAGGUCUUGUUGGGCCAGAGCUCCAUGAAAAGCUUCUUGCUGCUGAAAAAGCAGUAAUGGGAUACAGUGACCCCUACACUGGGUGUAAGAUCUCCUUAUUUGAAGCAAUGAGAAAGGAACUUGUUCCCAAAGAAUAUGGAAUGCAGCUCUUGCAGGCACAGGUGGCAUCUGGUGGCAUCAUUGAUCCCACAACCAGCCACCGGCUGCCAGCUGAUGUGGCCUACCAGCGGGGAAUGUUUGAUGAGGACAUGAGCAGGAUUAUGUCCACUCCGAGUGAUGAUACAAGAGGCUUCAUUGAACCAAAUACAGAUGAACGAGUCACCUACCAACAACUGAAGGAGAAGUGCAGGAAGGACCCUCAGACAUCACUUUGUCUGUUACCUCUGACAGAAGAAGCAAUGAAGCGAGUGGAUGUCCACCCUGAGGAGGUAACCAAGGACAUUUUCCAAAAGGCUGUAGUGAGUGUCCCAUCUGGGAGGUUCUCUGGAAAAACCAUUACCAUUUGGGAAUUGAUCAAUUCAGAAUAUCUCACCGAAGAUCAAAGGCAAGAUUUAAUCUGGCAAUACAGGUCAGGAAAAGUCACCAUUGAACAUAUCAUUAAAUUCAUCAUCACCACCAUCGAUGAAACUGAGACCAAGAAGCAGCUCCUCUUCACUGGGCUUAGGGACAAAGUUCCAGCCAGCGAGUUGUUGGAAUCAAAGAUCAUUGACAAAAAGACCUUUAGUGAACUGGAGAAAGGGAAAGUAACACCAGAAGAUGUGAGUAAAUUGGAGUCGGUGAGGAAGUACCUUCAGAGCUCGGACAGUAUUGCUGGAGUGUUUGUAGAGCCCACCAAAGAGAAGAUGAGCUUCUAUCAAGCAAUGAAGAAGAAUCUGUUGAGACCAAGGAUAGCGGAGAUCUUACUGGAAGCUCAGGCAGGGACAGGUUUCCUCAUUGACCCUGUGAAGAAUCGCACACUGACCGUCGAUGAUGCAGUGAAGGAUGGCCUCAUUGGACCAGAACUCCACGAGAAACUUCUGGCUGCAGAGAAAGCAGUAAUGGGAUAUACUGACCCCUACACUGGGCGCAAGAUUUCCUUAUUUGAAGCAAUGAGAAAGGAACUUGUUCCCAAAGGACAUGCAAUGCAGCUCCUGCAGGCACAGGUGGCAUCUGGUGGCAUCAUUGAUCCCAGAACCAGCCAUCGGCUGCCAGUUGAUGUGGCCUACAAGCGAGGAAUGUUUGAUGAGGACAUGAACACGUUUCUGUCCACUCCGAGUGAUGUGACGAGAGGUUUCUAUGACCCAAAUGUAGAUGAACGGGUCACCUAUCAGCAGCUGAAGGAGAAGUGCAGAAAGGACGACACUUCCGGUCUGCUUUUGCUUCCCUUGAGUGAAAAAGCAGUAACAUCCAAAACUGUCUAUGAUGAAGAGCAGACAAGAGAUACCUUCGGCAAGACAACAGUAUCUGUUCCAGCUGGCAUUUUCUCUGGGAAAACCAUCAGCAUCUUAGAGCUGAUUAACUCAGAGUAUUUUACAGAGGACCAAAGGAAGGAUUUGAUCCGACAGUAUAGGUCAGGGAAGGUCACAAUAGAGAAGAUUAUCAAAAUUGUUAUCACGGUGAUUGAAGAGAAAGAAGCCAAGAAAGAACCACUUCUCCUCUUCACUGGUCUAAGGGACAAGGUUCCAGCCAGCGAAUUGUUGGAAUCAAAGAUCAUUGACAAGAAAACAUUUGAUGAACUGGAGAGAGGGAAGGUAACACCAGAAAAUGUGAGCAAGUUGGAGUCAGUGAGCAAAUAUCUUCAGGGCUCAGACAGUAUUGCUGGUGUGUUUGUAGAGCCCACCCAAGAGAAAAUGAGUUUCUACCGAGCAAUGAAAAACAAUCUGUUGAGACCAAGGAUAGCAGAGAUCUUACUGGAAGCUCAGGCAGCGACAGGAUUCCUUGUUGACCCUGUGAAGAAUCUCACCCUCACAGUUGAUGACGCAGUGAAGGAAGGUCUUGUUGGCCCAGAGGUCCAUGAGAAGCUUCUGGCUGCAGAGAAAGCAGUAACAGGAUACAGCGACCCCUACACUGGGCGCAAGAUCUCCUUAUAUGAAGCAAUGAGAAAGGACCUUAUACCCAAAGAACAUGCAAUGCAGCUCUUGCAGGCACAGGUGGCAUCUGGUGGCAUCAUUGAUCCCAGAACCAGCCAUCGGCUGCCAGCUGAUGUGGCCUACCAGCGGGGCCUGUUUGAUGAGGACAUGAACAGAUUGGUGUCCACUCCGAGUGAUGAUACAAGAGGCUUCAUUGAACCAAAUACAGAUGAACGAGUCACCUACCAGCAGCUGAAGGAGAAGUGCAGAAAGGACCCUCAGACAUCACUUUGUCUGUUACCUCUGACAGAAGAAGCAGUGAAGCGAGUGGAUGUCCACCCUGAGGAGGUAACCAAGGACGUUUUCCAAAAGGCUGUGGUGAGAGUCCCAUCCGGAAAGUUCUCUGGAAAAAAUGUUACCAUUUGGGAAUUGAUCAAUUCGGAGUAUUUCACUGAAGAUCAACGCCGAGAUUUAAUCCGGCAGUAUAGGUCAGGCAAAGUAACUAUAGAGAGAAUUAUUACAAUUGUUGUAACAAUUAUUGAAGAACGUGAGGUGAAGAAAAAGCCACAAAUUACAUUUGCUGGGCUGAGGAAUAAGGUUCCAGCCAGCGAGUUGAUGGAGUCAAAGAUCAUUGACAGAAAGACCUUUGAUGAACUGGAGAAAGGAAAUGUAACACCAGAAGAUGUGAGCAAGUUGAAGUCGGUAAAGAAAUACCUUCAGGGCUCGGAUAGUAUUGCUGGAGUAUUUAUAGAGCCCACCCAAGAGAAGAUGAGCUUCUACCAAGCAAUGAAGAACAAUUUGUUGUGUAAAUCCACUGCAGAAGCUUUAUUAGAAGCUCAAGCAGCAACAGGAUUCCUCGUUGAUCCUGUGAACAAUCUCACCCUGACCGUCGAUGAUGCAGUGAAGAAUGGUCUUGUUGGACCGGAACUCCACGAGAAGCUUCUGGCUGCAGAGAAAGCAGUAACGGGAUACACAAACCCCUACACUGGGCAUAAGAUCUCCUUAUUUGAAGCAAUGAGGAAGGGCCUUAUAUCCAAAGACCAUGCAAUGCAGCUCCUGCAGGCACAGGUGGCUUCUGGUGGCAUCAUUGAUCCUACAACCAGCCAUCGGCUACCAGUUGAUGUGGCCUACAUGCGAGGAAUGUUUGAUGAGGGCAUGAACCAGAGGUUCCUUGAUGCUUAUGAAAACACCAAGAGAUAUAUUGAUCCCAACACAAAGGAAGAUGUCACUUACCAACAGUUAAAGAGCAAGUGUAUUUUAGAUCCAGAAACAGGUCUGUGCCUCUUGCCCAUGACUGAGACAGAGAAGCCAAGUGUGGUUGAAAGCAAAAUCUAUAAUGAGACAGAAAUGCAACAGGAGUUUGAGAGAACAAAAGUAGAAAUUCCUUCAGGGUCUUUGGGUGGAAAGUCUAUGUCAGUUUGGGAGAUCUUACAAUCUGAGUACAUCUCAGAAGAAGAGAGGAACAGACUAACAAAGGAAUUUCAGAUGGGAAGGCUAACACGUGAGCGUCUCAUUUUAAUCAUCAUUGAGAUUGUUGAGCAAGUGGAAAUUCGACAGGGAGGUGAAUUGAUCACCUUCAACUGCUUCCGAGGCAAGGUCAGUGCCGAUCAUCUCUAUGCCUCAGGAAUUAUUGAUCUGGAAAUGCUCACGAAACUGAAGGAGAAGCAGCUGACCAUACAGCAGGUGUGUGAAAUGGAGCGUGUGAGGAAGUUCCUGUUUGGCACUGGUGCUGUCAGUGGGGUGUACAAGUCUGCAGAGAAGGAGGUGUCUAAUCUGUAUCAAGCAAUGAAGAAAGACUGGAUAAAACCAGAAGUGGCUCACUCCCUUCUCGAGGCUCAGGCUGCUACUGGCUUUAUCCUUGAUCCAGUGAGGAAUAAGAGACUGACUGUGGAUGAGGCUGUAAGGGAAGGUGUAGUGGGUCCUGAAUUUCACGACAAGCUGCUGUCAGCAGAAAGAGCUGUCACCGGCUACCGAGACCCAUACACUGGCAAGAUCAUCUCUCUAUUUGAGGCUAUGAAGAAAGGGCUUAUUAUAAAAGACUAUGCUUUGAAGUUGCUCGAUGCCCAGCUGGCCACAGGUGGAAUCAUUGACCCACAGUACAGCCAUCAUCUGCCUCUGGAGGUUGCCUUUCAACGUGGCUAUCUGGACCGUGAAACCUACAACCUCCUCACUGACCCAACCACAGGCACACAAGGAUUCCUUGACCCAAGCACCAAUGAGGCAUCAAGUUACACUCAACUCCUUGCAAAAUGCAAAACUGAUGAAAAGUCAGGCCACCGUCUGUUGAAUCUGACAGACAGGAAAAGGUUAAUAUUUAAGGGUCUACGCAAGCAAAUCACGAUGGACCAGCUCAUAGAAUCAAAUAUCAUUGGAACUUCCUUAGCUCAAAAGCUAGAAGAAGGUGAGACCACAGUUGAAGAGGUUAGUGACAGUAUCAAGAAAUACCUAGAAGGCACAAGUUGUAUUUCAGGUGUAUUUGUUGAGGCCUCCAAGGAGAGGCUGUCUAUUUACCAAGCUAUGAAGAAAGGCAUGAUCAGACCUGGGACUGCCUUCGAGUUGUUGGAGGCCCAAGCAGCAACAGGUUACAUGAUAGACCCAAUCAAAAAUAGAAAAUUAACUGUUGCUGAUGCAGUCAAGAUGGGAGUGGUGGGACCAGAAUUUAAAGACAAGCUUCUGUCAGCCGAACGUGCUGUCACUGGCUACAGAGAUCCUUACUCAGGGAAAUUGGUGUCUCUGUUCCAAGCUAUGCAGAAAGGUUUGAUUCUGAAAGACCACGGAAUCCGUUUGCUGGAGUCGCAAAUUGCCACAGGAGGCAUUAUUGACCCUGAACACAGCCAUCGGCUCCCAGUGGAAGUGGCCUACAAGCGUGGACUGUUUGAUGAGGAGAUGAACAAGAUAUUGUUAGAUCCAGGUGAUGACACUAAAGGUUUCUUCGAUCCAAACACGGAGGAAAAUCUGACCUACUUGCAGCUGAAGGAGCGAUGUAUUGUGGAUCCUGACACUGGACUUUGUCUAUUGCCUUUGAAAGAGAAGAAGCGAGAGAGGAAAACAUCCUCCAAGUCAUCAGUCCGCAAGCGACGGGUAGUCAUUGUAGAUCCUGAAACUGGCAAAGAAAUGUCUGUCUAUGAAGCUUAUCGCAAAGGACUGAUUGAUCAUCAGACAUACAGUGAACUGUCUGAGCAAGAGUGUGAAUGGGAGGAAGUAACCAUAUCUUCAUCAGAUGGAGUUGUAAAAUCAAUGAUAACUGACAGGAGAUCUGGAAGACAGUAUGACAUCGAUGAUGCUUUGGCCAAAGGUUUGAUUGACCAAGGCUCUUUGGACCUGUAUCGCUCAGGAGCUUUGUCCAUAACUGAAUUUGCUGAUAUGUUAUCAGGAAACAUGAGUGGAUUCCGCUCAAGGUCUUCCUCAGUUGGAUCUUCAUCUUCAUAUACAAGCCAACAAGCAAGUCCAAUGAGAAGCCAUUUGGUUGCAUGGAGUGAGCCAACAGAGGAGACUGGUCCAGUUGCUGGCAUCUUGGACACUGAUACCCUUGAGAAAGUUUCCAUUACAGAGGCAAUGCACCGAAACCUAGUGGACAACAUCACAGGGCAGCGUCUGCUUGAGGCUCAAGCAUGCACUGGAGGAAUCAUUGAUCCCAAUACAGGAGAGAAGUAUUCGGUCACAGAAGCUGUUGGCCAAAAUCUUGUUGACAAAAUUAUGGUGGACAGGAUCAAUCUGGCUCAGAAGGCUUUCCAUGGAUUUGAGGAUCCAAGAACCAAGACCAAGAUGUCUGCUGCUCAGGCCUUGAAAAAAGGGUGGCUGUAUUAUGAAGCUGGUCAAAGAUUCCUGGAGGUGCAGUACCUGACUGGAGGACUGAUUGAGCCAGAUGUGCCUGGCCGGGUGUCCUUGGAUGAAGCUUUACAGAAGGGAACCAUUGAUAGCCGCACUGUGCAAAAACUAAGAGAUGUUGGGGCCUAUGUAAAAUACAUAACUUGCCCGAAAACCAAACUGAAGAUCUCUUACAAGGAUGCGAUGGAUCGAUCUAUGAUUGAGGAAGGUUCAGGUCUGCGUCUGUUGGAGGCCUCCGCACAGUCCACCAAAGGAUACUACAGUCCCUAUAAUGUGAGUGGGACUGGCUCUUCUGCAGGCUCCCGAUCAGGAUCACGUACAGGCUCCAGGACAGGCUCCAGGCGGGGAAGCUUUGAUGCGACAGGAUCUGGUUACUCCAUGUCCUUCUCUUCCUCCUCCUACACAUCAUCCAGCUAUGGCCGUAGGCUGCCAGCCAGUGUCCCUGGAGGGAGGGGAUUGAAUCUUACUGUUCCUCAAUCUCUCUCCAGCCCAGGGGGGAGCUCUGCUUUCCCCCAGGCCCUGCUGCAGGGCAUUGCGACGAUGUAACAUCACACCCCUACCCUUCCCUACCUUCUAAACAACAAAACCUGCUCCACAACUAGCAAACACCUACCAAUGGCCUCUGUUUCACUACAAGAAUCAGAAUCACUCUAAUUGCUAAGAAAUUUAUUUUAAUUUCCCAUCAUGUCAGUUCCUCUGAGUUUUAUAUAAAUCUUGAAAUUUGAAAUGGAUCAGAUUGAAUGUUCUGUAUAUGUUUGAACUGAAAACGAUCUAUUUAUGGAGACUUGAUUUGAUUCUGUUGGCCGCUCCCACUAGAAAGUCCUGUUGCUAUUUGUAGAGCAGGGCAGAUUAACCCCAAACUACAGCUGCCCCUCCCAGUGAUGGCUGGGAGGAUUGUAAUCUCAAUGAAUGCACUGACUCACAGCGUGCCCAGCUAUCUCUGCUUUCUAUUACCAGACAAAUGCUGCAAAUAUUAACUGAACUAUAAUAAAGGCUUGAUGCUGUUAAUCCAAAUAUUAAUAAGGUGCGUCUUUUAAGUAUCAAGCCGUGCACUCAGGCUGAGGUUGCACUCUGCGGGAAGAAUUCUUGAGCUUUCUUCAUCACAUUUUUAACCGUUGCACUGAAUUGGCUGGAGUAACCAUUUCUGGAUGAGUGAAUUCUGACUCCCUGUGUGAACCAGAACUGUCCAUUAAGCCAUAAAGACCAAUCAACCUGCCUGCCACUGAGCGUAUCUCCUGCAUCUCCCUGUCCACAUGCAGAAUGAGGAACGGUCUAGGCUGAGUUCUCCAGUUCCAUACAAGAUCAGAGCCUAGCAGUUCCUGUGGACAUCAGUUGCUUGGGAGGUGGUGCAAAGUUACGUGGAUUAUGAUCAGACAUCGCUCAGAUUGAGUUGUCUAUCCAGAACAUUCCGGAAACUCAGCCAGGACAAAUACAGAAUCACAGGGACUGUCACUAUUCCUUCAUGAGGCUUCCAUGACCUGCAUCCUGAAAGGAUUGAGUGUGAACUUAUGGAACUACUGUGGAGUUGAUCGGAAUCAAGCCUUUCAUCUCAGAACAUCAGCCAGACCUCCAAGACUUGCUCGCAGUUUAUAUCCUCUCUAGAAUCUGACCAUUUCCCAUUCAUUGUUUUGAUGAUGAAUAUUUUUGUUAUGCAUGCUGUACUAACUGUCAGGAAACCUCUAGCCAGCGGAAAUGUCCUGUUUAUAUUAAAGCAGUGAGUUUAACAAACUAACUAAUUGUAAUCCAGAACUGAAAUUAACAACUGUACAGAAGAUAACUUGUUUAAUGGCCUCAAUGUAGAAGUACAAAUAAAAGAGAAAUUAAUAUAUAUACAUAAAACUGAACAAUGAUUGACCAUCCAGCACAAUAACAUUGAACACAGUAAGUAACAGAGCAAUUAGGGACCCUGAACCAUAGGUGGAUAACUAUACAGACAGCAUUCUGUAACACAAAGGGAUGGGUCGGUCACUGUAUAGCAGUAUAAAACGUCUUGGGAUUCUCAUUGAUUCUGCUCAUCUGCUUGAGCACUUUCCUGUGAUUGUUAUGUUCCACAAGGGUGCAGUAUGACUUUAGCUUUGUAACCCUUAUGUAUGCUUCCUUUCUCAUUAAAUCUGGGUCCUCUCAGGUCAUCCCUUUUGUUACCAUCCUUGUCUUCACUACUUACCAGAACUUGAUGAUCUCAAAGCCUAAUCUUGUCUUUAAUCAACUCCCACAUGUCAGAUGUGGACAUGUCCAACAGGAGCUGUGCCCAAUCAUCGUCCCUCAGCUCUUGCCUUAUCCUGUUGUGAUUUCCCUCCCCCAUUUUAGUAUCUUCCCACAAGAUCCAAUUUUAGCUUUAUUCAUAAUUGUCUUAAAACAAUUAAGCCGCCCUGACCAUUCCCUUUUUUGUCAUUUUACUUCUGGAAAAAGAUAAAGCGAGUUCAAAGAUGGGAUGACCAGACAGACGCACGAGAUUCUGAAGACUCUGAAAAUUUUGAGCAAUACACAUAAAAUGCCAGAAGAAUUUAGCCAGUCAGGCAGCAUCCAUGGAGGGGAAUAAACAGUUGAUAUUUUGGGCCGGGACUCUUCAUCAGGACUCUAAAGGAAGGGAGCAGAUUGUAGAAUAUGAAAUGCUGGGUGAGAUCAGCCGCCAUAUUGAAUUUGGGCGGCUGAUCAUGAAAAUCACCAUGAAGGUUCCCUAACACGUGCUUUUAUUUUCUUGUGGCCGAUAUUUGUCAUUUCAAUUCAUAAAUCAAGUCAUUUAAAAUGUUCCCACAAUGUAAGCUGAGAAGUUUUCUAUCUUGUUCUGUUCAGACAUACCUGGGCAUGCUUAGGCAGGACAGAUGCUGCAUGGCAGGACGGGUUUUAGAAAGUCUAUAAAAGCAUCACACACACACACACACACCGUCAUGUGCGUUGCGUUUCCGUGUAUAUCGGUUGUGAGCACAUUGAUGCACAUGCUCUAUGCGCAGAGCGUAUUGUGUGUAUUCAUCAUAAUAAAUCAUUGUUAUCUUCAGGAGCAUUUGUGACAGCAA
Messenger RNA from Mobula hypostoma (lesser devil ray), 20729 nucleotides. RefSeq names its product plectin b (gene plecb). Lineage: Eukaryota; Metazoa; Chordata; Chondrichthyes; Myliobatiformes; Myliobatidae. Gene Ontology annotation, molecular function: ankyrin binding; cadherin binding; structural constituent of cytoskeleton. The transcript is spliced from 34 exons. The record is from RefSeq and is a predicted model, not a curated record. Gene Ontology annotation, cellular component: focal adhesion; hemidesmosome; keratin filament. The coding region runs from base 193 to 18261 and encodes 6022 amino acids. Gene Ontology annotation, biological process: wound healing; intermediate filament bundle assembly; hemidesmosome assembly.